AUGCCGGGCCAACGAAACCGUGUUGAGCCCCAACCAAAAGAGGAAAAAGGAAACGCCGGCGACUUCCAGUGGGAGCGCUCCGCAAUGGCAAGACACGGCUUUAAGGCCAUCCUCGUCGGCAGUGGUGUCGCCGGCCUGGCGCUCGCCAACAUCCUCGAGCAGCUCGGCAUCGACUUUAUCGUUUUCGAGUCGCAUGGCGAGUGGGUCCCGCACGUCGGUGCCAGCAUCGCCAUGCUGCCCAACGGCAUGCACAUAUUGGACGAGCUCGGUCUCAAAGACGGGUUCGGCGAGGGCGUACCCUCAAUAGAGUCCGGCACAAUUACGCGGGACAGCAGGCCCGUGUUCACUGCGGCCGUGCUGGGGCUGAUCUUAUCCUGUCAUUUCAAAGCUCUAAUAGCGCGUCGUGGCUCGACGCAAGACUUGCAGCGUCGUAAGAACGAGCUGAAAUCCCGCACGCUGCAUGGUGGUGCGUAUUGUUGUCGCACUACGGGCAUCGAGCCCGCCUGCAAAAUUUGCACCACGCGCGUCCAACUCCAGCUUGGCCGCUCCGGCUACGUCCUCCGGCUGCCCCGGCCCGGCGCCGACGGCCGGGCCGUCUUCAUGGGCACCAACAUCAUCUACGAGGAUGGCAGCAGCGGCGACCUCCACUGGAUGAUUGUCUGGCCGGACGAGGAAGCCGCCGUCGACGGCGGCGGGCACGCCUGGCACGCGACGGCGGGGCGCGAGGAGCUGCUGGCACGCGGGGUCGCGGAGGCCAAGACGAUGGACCCGCUGCGUCGGGAAUCGUGCAAUCGCCGCUCGUGUUCCGGUCGCUAUACAUCCAGGAGCUGCCGACGGGAAGGUAACGUUACUAGGCGACGCAGCACAUCUCCGUGAGGAAGGAGGAGUUAAUGCACUCGUUAAUGCCGUCCGGGUCGGGAAGACGAUCGGCAAGAUAGCCAAUAAGGGCGCGAAUGUCAAGCAGGCACUCGGGGACAGAGAGGAAACAGAGCCGUCACCCUUUUCGAGGAGGUGACGGCCGGUCCCCAGAAUAUCGGGACCGAAGGCUAGACCUAUAUUAACCGGAAAGCCACCAAGCUUUUUGAUGCGAUCGCAAGUGGAAAGGCCUCGGGAGUGGGAGGAGCGCAACGUUGUCGAUUGGGAAUGACCCGGAGAAGGGGAAUGGGCGGUGUUGGCAUGACGCUCCGUGGAGCUUGCGUCCUUACUGUUCUCGAUGGUGGCGGGUAGCUCUUGGGUUCCUUAUAUGCGAGGAUAGCAUCGAGGGCGUAUUCGACGGUACGGUCGAAGUUCGAACCCCCCGGGCUAGCGCCGUCCGGGGGAUAUGCCCCGGCACGCCGACAUUGCAAGCAUCAUUGGCCCCGCUCGUCCAAGCAUAGGCGCACCGAUCUAGCAUCCGCCAUCUUUUCGGUACGAUUAGGCCCCAAUAAACGCCGGUGUCGGCGGGAUCGCAUUCCCAUCGGCAUCCCGUCUAUUACCCAUAUCGGACACCGAUCUUUCGAGCUCUCUCGCAAGAUCGGCUGAACGGGAAAAAUAGCUAUCCGACCGGCAGCGCGCUUCCGGGGCCUACUCCAGCCACUCGGAAACGAAUGGGUGGUGUUCGCGAUGGAGAUAUCCGACAAAGUCUCGGAGGAACGAGGUGGAUUAACCAGGAGCCUAGGCUCCGGGUGCUGUCGAUUCGCCUGUAUAUAUUGCUCCAUUAGCCAUAAACUCCCUACGCGAAAAAAUUACUAGCCAUACCUUAUGCGCCG
Gaeumannomyces tritici R3-111a-1 is the source of this 1748-nucleotide messenger RNA. RefSeq lists its product as hypothetical. Lineage: Eukaryota; Fungi; Ascomycota; Sordariomycetes; Magnaporthales; Magnaporthaceae. The record is from RefSeq and is a predicted model, not a curated record. The transcript is spliced from 5 exons. Gene Ontology annotation, molecular function: FAD binding. The coding region runs from base 1 to 876 and encodes 291 amino acids.